CGUCACCUUUCGAUUGAAGAAAGUGCACACAUUUUGUGUCUGCUUUUUAAUUCAAUCCAGAUCGGAUAAUAUCCCGUCGAAAUGGCCAAGCGUACCAGAAAAGUUGGAAUCGUCGGUAAAUACGGCACCCGGUAUGGUGCCUCGCUACGUAAGAUGGUGAAGAAGAUGGAAAUCACCCAGCACUCCAAAUAUACCUGUACAUUCUGCGGCAAGGAUGCCAUGAAACGAUCCUGCGUCGGAAUCUGGGCGUGCAAGCGGUGCAAGCGUGUCGUUGCCGGUGGUGCUUGGGUCUACUCGACCACCGCUGCCGCUUCGGUCCGUUCGGCUGUUCGACGUCUGCGUGAAAUGUAAAAACAAAGGUUGACGCCGAGAUGAAGAGCGGUGAAUUAUCAUAACGGUGUUGUUUGGUGUGAUGGAGCUGUCCUGCGCUGGAGUUGGAUACGAAUGUGUGUACACUGGGAAUUGCAUUGUAAACUAUGCCUUACGUGCUGUGCUCCGAAUGAUCUACCGCCCAAUUAAGCAUCCAUGCACGGUAACAUCACACCACACACACACAUUUGUGAGAAUCGGAAUGAAAUGGGGAAUAAAUCGAAGAGAAAAUCGUUCAGGAUGAAAAAACCUAAACUCCAAGCU
This is a messenger RNA of Anopheles cruzii, 633 nucleotides long. It is a transcript of the gene RpL37A, whose product is annotated as 60S ribosomal protein L37a. The record is from RefSeq and is a predicted model, not a curated record. Gene Ontology annotation, molecular function: structural constituent of ribosome. Bases 82 to 351 code for a protein of 89 amino acids. Gene Ontology annotation, cellular component: ribosome. The transcript has 3 exons. Gene Ontology annotation, biological process: translation. Lineage: Eukaryota; Metazoa; Arthropoda; Insecta; Diptera; Culicidae.